This is a messenger RNA of Cornus florida, 1226 nucleotides long. RefSeq lists its product as uncharacterized. Lineage: Eukaryota; Viridiplantae; Streptophyta; Magnoliopsida; Cornales; Cornaceae. The record is from RefSeq and is a predicted model, not a curated record. Bases 93 to 527 code for a protein of 144 amino acids. The transcript has 3 exons.
GUAUAUUUAUAUAUUAUAUAGUGUAUAUUUGGUGGAUUUUACUGAAAUAUCAUUCGUAUUCAACAAUCCCCUAAUCCUUCCAUUUGUAGGUCAUGGAAUUGGUGAUGAAAAUCGUGAAGGGAAGUCGAACCGAAAGAAGGAGAAGGUCUGAAGGGAAGUCGAAUUGGAAGAAUGAGAAGGUCGCGAAUUGUUACAGUUCUGGGACUGAGUUUGUCGGAGUGGAGUUGGAAGAAGGUCGUGAGAAGAAGUUGUUGCAGUUGUCGAACAUAGGUUUUCUUUACAAAAGGCCUGGUUUCAUGACGAACUAUCAACAAGUGCAUGGUCUAGUAUGCCUAAUGAAGGCUGAUGUUAAAAAAAUAUUAGAAACGAAAUACAAGGUAGCAUGGAAUGGUAUGAGUGUGGAAGAUAAGGCGCCAUUUUAUGAGCAAAAAAAAUUACGCGAUUUGGAUUACUUCAAAAAGCGUGGAGGCUUAGCAGUGAACAAAAAGAAGAAGAAGAAGGUUAAAUACAAGGUUAAAAGUGGGUGAACAAAUACUCGAUCGCCAAAUUCAUUAACACAAUAUCCAAACUUGGAGAGGAAAAGAGGAAGGAUGUUGCAGAUAUAGGUUUCGGCAAUUUGCUAAACCUACAAUGUGACCAUUUGUCUACCCCACUCUUUGGCUACAUCAUUGGGCAUUUGGAGUUAGAGAAACAGCGCAUUAAACUUGAUGAUAAUAAGUAUCUCCCAAUUAAUGCAACUGAUGUCCACAACAUCCUUGGCUUACCUGCUGGAAUGAUAGACGUUCCUACAUGUCAGGCAUUUGAAGCCGAUUGGAUAAGUGAAUGUGGAUAUCGAAGUGGGUUGCAUGUAAAUGCGCUCAUGGAAAGGGUAGAAUAAUCUGAGCCCGACGAAGAUUUCAAAAAAGCCUUUGUGCUUUUUGCAUGUGUCGCUUUUCUAACACCUAAUGGAUGUUACAGUGCGCAUGUAAAAGAAUUAAAGGUUGUUCAUAAUGUGAAUGAAAUUAAGUCUUACAACUGAUGUACAUAUGUGCUUCAAACUUUAAUGGAUCACUUAGCUCAAUCUGAAGAAGAUGGGAAAAUAAAGCACGAGUAUACUAUUUUAUUAAUUGGUACAGUUUUGCGACCUAUUAACAUUAUUCAACAUACAUAAUGUAUCAGGAUCCAACUUCCUCAAUUAUAAAUAUUUAAUUUUGCUACAAAUAACAAAAUUAAUGAUUUCUUUAACC